AUGUCGCCCUAUAGGUUGGUCUUUGGAAAGGCAUGUCACUUUCCAGUUGAGCUGGAGCACAGGGCUUAUUGGGCUAUGAGAAAGUUGAAUCCUUAUGUGAAGGCUGCUGGUCAGAAUAGGGUACUUAAACUGAAUGAGCUUGAUGAAUUCCAUAAUGAAGCCUAUGAGAAUGCCAAGAUCUACAAGGAGCGCACCAAGGCAUGGCACGAUAAAAACUUGAUUAGGAAAGAGUUUCAACUUGAGGAACAUGUACUUUUAUUUAACUCAAGGUUGAGACUAUUUCCUAGCAAGUUGAAAUCAAGGUGGUCUGGCCCUUACAAUGUUGUAAAAGUUUUUCCUUAUGGAUCGGUGGAAGUGCAAGGUAAGAAUGGCAUGCCAUUCAAAGUGAACGGUCAAAGGUUGAAACCAUACUUGGGUGGUCCUGUCGACCAAGCUAAGUCAGUGAUCCUAUUGAAGCCCAUCUAA
Molecule: messenger RNA, 465 nt
Organism: Humulus lupulus (European hop)
Lineage: Eukaryota; Viridiplantae; Streptophyta; Magnoliopsida; Rosales; Cannabaceae
Exons: 1
Coding region: 1-465 (154 amino acids)
Source: RefSeq, a predicted model, not a curated record